AUGCAGAUCUUCGUGAAGACGCUGACGGGCAAGACCAUCACCCUUGAUGUGGAAGCCUCUGACACGAUCGACAACGUGAAGGCGAAGAUCCAGGAUAAGGAGGGCAUCCCUCCGGACCAGCAACGCCUGAUCUUUGCGGGGAAGCAGCUGGAAGACGGGCGCACGCUGUCUGACUACAACAUCCAGAAAGAGUCCACGCUGCACCUCGUGCUGCGCUUGCGCGGAGGCAUGCAGAUCUUCGUGAAGACGCUGACGGGCAAGACCAUCACCCUCGAUGUGGAAGCCUCUGACACAAUCGACAACGUAAAGGCGAAGAUCCAGGAUAAGGAGGGUAUCCCUCCGGACCAGCAGCGCCUGAUCUUUGCGGGGAAGCAGCUGGAAGACGGGCGCACGCUGUCUGACUAUAACAUCCAGAAAGAGUCCACGCUGCACCUCGUGCUGCGCCUGCGCGGAGGCAUGCAGAUCUUCGUGAAGACGCUGACGGGCAAGACCAUCACCCUUGAUGUGGAAGCCUCUGACACCUGGAAGACGGGCGCACGCUGUCUGACUAUAACAUCCAGAAAGAGUCCACGCUGCACCUCGUGCUGCGCCUACGCGGAGGCAUGCAGAUUUUCGUGA
Messenger RNA from Prorocentrum cordatum, 618 nucleotides. NCBI's taxonomy places the organism in Eukaryota, Dinophyceae, Prorocentrales, Prorocentraceae. The record is from the annotation of a GenBank genome assembly.